Penicillium expansum is the source of this 549-nucleotide messenger RNA. RefSeq names its product co-chaperone GroES family protein. The transcript has 5 exons. Gene Ontology annotation, molecular function: protein folding chaperone; ATP binding; protein-folding chaperone binding. Gene Ontology annotation, cellular component: mitochondrial matrix. The record is from RefSeq and is a predicted model, not a curated record. Bases 1 to 549 code for a protein of 182 amino acids. Lineage: Eukaryota; Fungi; Ascomycota; Eurotiomycetes; Eurotiales; Aspergillaceae.
AUGGGGAAACAGGGCUACUCGGAAGAAGCUCAUGGUUCGGUCUUGGCAUUCUGGAAAUUUCUCCAGUCCUGGGCAGAUCUUCUUCCCCCGGACCAGUUCCAUCUUCUUCCCUUCUCCAUCCCCAUCCUCAACUCACGAUCUUCUCAGGAAUCUCCUUCUCCUUCACAAUGCACCUCCACGCCCAACUUUUUCUUCCUCCAGGCCGAGCCCGGAUACCCGAAAACCCGCGCAACGCGCGCGUCUGUCCUCCGCAACAUCAAGUCUCUCGCUCCCCUCCUGGACCGCGUCCUGGUCCAGCGCAUCAAGCCCGAGGCCAAGACUGCCUCCGGUAUCUUCCUCCCCGAGGCUGCCGUCAAGGAGCAGAACGAGGCCCAGGUCCUCGCUGUUGGCCCCGGUCUCCUUGACCGCGACGGCAAGCGCAUCCCCAUGGGUGUCAAUGCCGGUGACAAGGUCCUCAUCCCCCAGUUCGGUGGUAACGCCAUCAAGGUCGGUGAGGAGGAGUACACUCUCUUCCGGGAUCACGAUAUCCUCGCCAAGAUCAAGGAGUAA